Molecule: messenger RNA, 1913 nt
Organism: Felis catus (domestic cat)
Lineage: Eukaryota; Metazoa; Chordata; Mammalia; Carnivora; Felidae
Product: cytochrome P450 4A12A-like
Exons: 2
Coding region: 706-1098 (130 amino acids)
Molecular function (GO): oxidoreductase activity, acting on paired donors, with incorporation or reduction of molecular oxygen; monooxygenase activity; iron ion binding
Source: RefSeq, a predicted model, not a curated record
GCCUGGAGCCUGUUUCCGAUUCUGUGUCUCCCUCUCUCUCUGCCCCUCCCCCGUUCAUGCUCUGUCUCUCUCUGUCCCAAAAAUAAAUAAACAUUGAAAAAAAAAUUCACUGUCAUGGCUCAGAUGGUCCAGGAUCUGGAGAGCCCUCAGGCUGGUGGCAGAGAGAAGCUGAAGAUCAUACCUGAGAUCCCAGCCAUGGUUGGAGGCCAACAUUCGGUUCACCACUGAUCUGAAUCCCAGCCCUGCCACAUUCUAACUGUGUGGUCAUAAGCAAGUAGCUUAGCUUCUUGAGGCUCAGGUGCCUCAUGUGAACAAUGGAGAUAUGAGCACCUUCAUUGGACGGUUGUUGUGAGGAUGGAUAAGUUCAUGCAUAUUCCCCAAAGGCUCAUAGAUUGUACUUGACAAAUGUGAGUUGUCUGUCACUUUAGUUCCUCCAGAACAUAAGCCUCCAGUUCUUUCCUGCUUCUCAACCUGUUCUGGUUAUCUAGUAAUAUGUUCACAUAUGCUUUGCCAUGUAAGCCCCACCUCCCUUGCCACACAAUCAAUCCACUUGGAGUGAUGAGAAGUGGCUCUCAUUGUGCACGCACAUGGCUCCUCAUGGCAUGAGUAUGAUCAGUCUUUUGUCUUCUGUCCCACAGGAUUCUUACUCAUGCUCUCUUUUUAUUGCCUUCACCACAACCCAAAGGUGUGGCCAAACCCAGAGGUAUGAUGGCCUGGGUAGGAGGGGAUGGGAUGAUCUCUCCAGACACAUCCAUCUUCCCCAUCCCACUUCUGGGUAGUCUGUGUGGUGGUUGGUUGAUAGGAAAGAGAGACUUGACUACACCUGUCCUGUCCCUGGUGUUCCCUCUGCAGAUGUUUGACCCUUCACAGUAUGCACCAGGUUCUGCUCGACACAGUCAUGCUUUCCUGCCCUUCUCAGGAGGAUCAAGGAACUGCAUUGGGAAGCAGUUUGCCAUGAAUGAGAUGAAGGUGGCGGUGGCCCUGACCCUGCUCCGCUUUGAGCUGGUGCCAGAUCCUUCCAGGGUCCCUGUUCCCUGGCCAAGAAUUGUGUUGAAGUCCAAGAAUGGGAUCCACCUGCAUCUCAGGAAGCUGCUCUAACCCUGUGCAGACAAGGAUGAGUCCUGAGGCUCUCCCGCCUGCCAUCCUGUCUUCCUGUCCGUCUCCCCUGUCUCCUGUCUUCUGUCCCCCUCCAGCCUCCCUGAUAGCCUCCUCUUGCCAUCAGAGUGUCUGACCUUCUCUGUCUCACCCUUUGCCAGGUUUCCUAUUUACUCAUCUUUUACCUUUUUCCUAUCUAUGUGAAUCCCUGCCUGUCCACUUAACCCAAUGCCUGCUUGUCCCCUACCUUGCUUUCCUCUGUAUGUCUUUCUCCUUUUGUACCUGUUUGGUUGUCCCUAUAUUAUUUUUUUCUGGCUGCCAAAAUAAUUUACCAUAGCCUUAGUGACUUAUAAUAAUAUCAAUUUGUUCUCUUACAGUUCUGGAGUUGAAAUUCUAAAAUUGAUUUUGCUGGAAAACGGCCAAGAAGUUGGUACAGUCACACUACCUCCAGGCUUUAAGAGAGAAUCCCCCUCUGCCUGUUCCAGCCUCUAGCUGCAUUCCUUGUGAUCUUUGGCUUCUGGAGCCUCCUCUAUAUUCAAAUUCAGCAGUAUCUUUCAAUGUUUUUCUGCUUCUGUAUUCAUAUCACCUUCUCUUCCAUAAAGUUUUUGUGAUUGUAUAGCCCUGCUCGGAUAAAACAGACCUAUCUCAGGUUCCAGGACAUGGACUUGGGGAACCAUCAUUCACCCUGCUUAGUUUCUGUGUGAUUGCUAUUGGUCCAUGCUCCCAGCUCUUUCCUGUGUGUUACCUGCAUUCUUGUUUGUCAUUAUUCAUAUACCCUCUUCUUUUUUCCUCCCUGGAAUAAAGUUCUUAAUGUUGUA